This is a messenger RNA of Carya illinoinensis, 1880 nucleotides long. RefSeq lists its product as uncharacterized. Gene Ontology annotation, molecular function: zinc ion binding; nucleic acid binding. The transcript is spliced from 2 exons. Bases 924 to 1718 code for a protein of 264 amino acids. The record is from RefSeq and is a predicted model, not a curated record. NCBI's taxonomy places the organism in Eukaryota, Viridiplantae, Streptophyta, Magnoliopsida, Fagales, Juglandaceae.
AUCUAUAUAUGGCAGUAAAUAUAUAUGGCUGUAAACAGCAGUAGUUGUAUAUAUGUGUAUAGGAUCCAACUUCAGUUUAUUUCCUUUCUUGAAUUCCUUUAUUCUUUCCUAUUUUACAGAUGACUUGUAGGCUGUAAUUAAGAUUUGGCAGCAUAUAUAAUAUACGGAAACUCUCAUGUGAGGGUAUUCAAGCAAACUUGACAUGGUACCAGAGCCUUAGAUUUUUUUCUGGGCAAAUUUUUGGCAUCAGUUCUUCCUGGGCUAGUAGACGUUGCUUGUGUCGGCACUGUCUGUUUUCAGACUAGUGGUUUUUGGGGUCAUAGGCACUGUCUGUCUUCAGACUAGUGGUUUUUGGGUUCGUCGGCACUAUCUGUUUUCAGACUAGUGUUUUCUGGGGUCAUUGGCACUGUCUGUUUCAGACUAGUGUUUAUGUGAUAAUCGGCUUGGUCUGUUUUCAGCCCAGUAUUUUAUGGGUUCAUUCGAGUGGUCUGUUCUCAGACCCGUGGUUUCUGGCUUCAUACAAGUGGUUUGUCCUUGGACCAAUUGAUUCUAGAGAUUUCGGCACUUUCUGUUCUUGGAGGAGUAUAUUGUGAAUUUCGGCACUUUGAUUAUUUUUGGAACCAGUUGUUUCAGGUAUUCUUUUUUGGUCCUCUCGAUUUUUAAUUCUCCAGCCAGUUUUUUUUUGGUGCUCUCGUUUUCUUCUAUUCUUGGGAAAUUAUGUCAGGCAAAAAUUCCAUUAUUCGUUUUAAUGGGAAGAAUUAUCCAAGUUGGGAAUUUUAGUUUAGGAUGUUUGUGAAAGGGAAGGAACUCUGGGGUCAUUUGGAUGGGUCUUCUAUGGCUCCUACUGACCUUAAAGAAUUUAGUUCCUGGUCUAGCAAAGAUGCCAAGAUUGUUUCCUGGCUAUUAAGUUCUGUUGAACACAUAUGGUCAACAACCUUCAAUCAUUUACUACUGCUAAGGAGAUGUGGGACUAUUUUAGGCGUGUAUAUUAUCAAGACAAUACUGCACGCAAAUUUCAAGUUGAGUUAGAGAUUUCCAACUACAAACAAGGUAAUCUCUCUAUUGAACAGUUCUAUGCUAGGUUUCUAAAUUUAUGGAGUAAGCAUUCUGGGAUAGUAUAUUCCAAAGUUCCUAAGGCAGCCCUAGAAGCAUUCCAAGUUGUUCAUGCUGAGAGUCAAAGAGAUCAAUUCUUGAUGAAACUAAGACCUAAGUUUGAGACUGCACGAGCUGGUUUGAUAAACCGUAAUCCUGUUCCUUCCUUGGAUGUGUGCCUGGGGAAAUUAUUGAGAGAAGAGCAGCGUCUUGCUACUCAACAUGGACUCACUCAAGAAACUGUGACAACUGAGAUGGUUAAUGUGGCAUAUGCUGCUCAAGGGAAAGGAAGAUCCAAGACACAGAUACAGUGCUUUAGUUGUAAGGAAUUUGGGCAUAUUACAAAACAUUGCAGCAGAAAAUUCUGCAAUUAUUGCAAAAAGGAGGGCCAUAUUAUUAAAGACAGUCGCGUGCGACCUCAGAAUCGACAGAGCCAAGGAUUUCACACCGCUGCCCAGGUUAAUUUCGCUGCUGUCCCCUUUGUAUCUACUCCGGGGCAUCCACCUACAGCUGGUUCUUCAUCUCCUCUUACACCUACGAUGGUCCAACAGAUGAUUGCUUCCGCUUUUUCUGCGCUUGGUCUUCAAGGAUCAAGUGUCGGGAAACGUGAUAGCGAAGGGGCCUAAAGUGGGACGUCUAUUUCCUCUUCAGUUUUCCAUUUCUAGUUUUGAUUCCUUUGCUUGUACUGCUGUAAUAAUAGUGAUGUUUGGCAUAAAAAAUUGGGACAUCCCAAUUCUUCUAUUUUGAAUCAUCUUCUGAAACAAGGUUAUUUGGGGAAUAAAAAAUCU